Molecule: messenger RNA, 1417 nt
Organism: Equus quagga
Lineage: Eukaryota; Metazoa; Chordata; Mammalia; Perissodactyla; Equidae
Product: kallikrein-1-like
Exons: 4
Coding region: 1-627 (208 amino acids)
Biological process (GO): zymogen activation; regulation of systemic arterial blood pressure
Molecular function (GO): serine-type endopeptidase activity
Source: RefSeq, a predicted model, not a curated record
AUGGAAGCCCUCUCCUCAUUCCCUCCAUCCCCCUCUCUCCCCAGCUAUUACCAGAUCUGGCUGGGACGCCACAAUCUGUUUGAGGAUGAAGACACAGCCCAGUUCUUCCUCGUCCCUAAAAGCUUCCCACACCCUGGCUUCAAUCUGAGCCUCCUGGAGAACAACAACCGCCUCCCAGGAGAGGACUACAGCCACGACCUCAUGCUGCUCCAGCUGGCGCAGCCCGCCCAGAUAACAGCCGCCGCCGUGCAGGUCCUGGCCCUGCCCACCCAGGAACCUGUACUGGGGAGCACCUGCUAUGCCUCCGGCUGGGGCAGCAUCGAACCAGAUAAGUUCACAUACCCGGAUGAACUCCGGUGUGUGGACCUCACACUCCUGUCCAACGAUGUGUGUGACAACGCCCACUCCCAGAACGUGACAGAGUACAUGCUGUGUGCUGGGCACUUGGAGGGCGGCAAGGACACAUGCGUGGGUGACUCAGGAGGCCCGCUGAUCUGCGAUGGUGUGUUUCAAGGAGUCACGUCCUGGGGCCACAUCCCGUGUGGCAGGCCCAAUAAGCCCGCCGUCUACACCAAACUGAUACCCCAUGUGCAGUGGAUCCAGGACACCAUAGCAGCCAAUCCCUGAAUGCCCCCACCCUGUUCCCUACCCCCAGUAAAAUCGAAUUCGCAUCAAGUGGAGGUGGAGGAUGCCCCGGAGUCAUCCCCAGACGCUCUCCAAGGUCACCCUCCAAACUCAUCCCCGUGACACCCACGAGCAGCAUUCCCAACAGACACCCCCAAAGUUUAGCCACAGACAUCCUCAAAAUCAGCUCCACUUGCAUUUCCAGUCAGCUCCUAGAAACCCCAAAAUGACUCCUCCUCUCACUCACAAAUCAUCCCCAAGUCCCCGUAAAGUCUACUCAAAGUCAUCCGCACUCACACCCUCAGAGCUGUCUCAAAUCGCACCCACUUACUCCACAGUCAGCCCUGAGAGAGCGUCAUAAUCAACCCCACCCACACCCCCAAGGCCACCCCACAGAAGCAUCUCAACCAUUUCUAGAGUCACCUCCACAUACAGCUCCAAAGUCACCCCACUCAUACUUCCAAAAGAUGUCCCACAGCCACUCACAUUUGUACCCUCAAUAUCACCCCUAGACACUCUCAAUAGCACCCUCAAAGUUACUCAAGACACCUUAGUCAUCUCCAGACACCCUACUUCUGCUAAAGUCUCUGCCACUCCUACCCUAAGGUCCCCUGGUCACCCCAUUCACACCCCCAGAAGUUCCCUGGGUAGUGUAGUGGCACCCCCAUUCACACCCCAGAGCCCCCCACAUUCUCUGAAUUACCCCCGUCGUCCCCCAGAGCGCGCACACACAUGUAUACACAAGGAAAACCUCCAAUCAAAUACGCUAAUGCCAACGUACCUAAAAGAUGCA